Molecule: messenger RNA, 1956 nt
Organism: Serendipita indica DSM 11827
Lineage: Eukaryota; Fungi; Basidiomycota; Agaricomycetes; Sebacinales; Serendipitaceae
Source: the annotation of a GenBank genome assembly
AUGCUGAGAACGGCGACGCGUCCAUGUCUGCAAUUGCAUGCAAGAUACAUUUCAAACACCUCUCAGGCAUCUUCAGCAGAGUUGAAUAACUCGCCGCCCGCAGAACUGGACGGCCCGGAUAAGCAGCUCGUCGAAGACAUCAACAUCAGUUUUCAAAAGCACGAAAACUCGUUUGGACAAGUUUCUGACGCGUUUAAAACCGCGAAUGCUUACGCUGAGAACCUCCAAGACGACAGCAGCCUGGUGAAUAUUCGUCCCUCUUCUGAACCUUUGAAGAGUACCCAAUGGAAGCGAAAAUCGGCAGCAGCACGCUUUGGGAGUGAUAGAAUCAACCAAAUCAAACUUCCAUUUGAACUCAUCAGCUCUAUGGAGAUGCUCGUCAACGAAAGUGAUAAACAUCAAUUAAGGCAGGAUGCCAAACGGCUGUUCUCUACUCCAUUGGGGGCAAGGUCACGGUGGACCGCCGACACUCCUAAGUACGAAUCCACAAGAGAUGAGCGAUUAAAGGGCCCUCGCGAGGGGCUCGCGUAUGCCGUUAUUACACUCCCGGGUCAAGCAGCUGCCAUAACUUCCGUUCUCUAUGAGUUGAAGCUGCGCUCGCCUCGGGACUGGACGGCAACGACAAUUCUAGACUUUGGAAGCCAAACUGGAGCCGCUUUCUGGUCGACGUUGACGUUCUUCGGGAAACGGGAAGAAGGUUGGGAACACCAGGAAACGACCCUCAAAGAAACUAGUGUCAAACGCUACGUUGGGUUCGACAACCGUCAAGGUCUUGUCUCAUUAGCCAAAAGAAUCGAGCGAGACCGUAUGACUGGAGACUGUGCCGUGAUACACAGACAGUUUUGGCGUGAGCUCAAUGACUUUGACUUGCAGCAAAUCCAAGGAGAUCAUCGUCAAGCCAUUGCGAUCUCAGCUUUUGUAUUGUCUCAACUUCCGACUUCUGCAUCAAAAAAGCAACUUGUCAAAGAAAUGUGGGACUCAGAGGCCGAUACGAUUAUUAUUGUCGACCAAGGCACACCUGAAGGGUUUCGCGCUGUUGCUGAUGCCCGAGACUAUCUACUUGGACUUGGGAACGCCUCUGAAGGCGGAGCUCAUAUAGUCGCUCCGUGUCCACACGACGGCGCCUGUCCCCUAAAGUCGACUCCAGAUGUCUGCGCUUUCUCGCAGCGAUUCCAUCGACCCGAGUUUCAAAAGAAGACAAAACACGCAAAAGGUUUCUAUGAGGACGUUCAAUAUUCCUAUGUUGUCGUUAGGAGGGGUGCCAGGCCGCCUUUACCCAAACGUCUUGCCUACUAUCCCUCUAUGAUGACCUCGAACCCCAUUCGGCAAGAUAAGCGCUCUGAUGUGCCUUCAGUCGACACGCUGGAGCAUGCACCAGCGGAUAGCUCAGACGGCAUCGAAAUAGUGCAUUCCGAGCCUUUAAACCAAGAUGACAAAGGCAUAUAUCCCGACGAGGGUGAUGCACUCCCCUUGGAGACCGAACGCCAGGGAAUGGAACGAAUCUAUCAAACAGAAGCAGCCGAUACAGUGCUUCAAGAGCAUCUGCGACAGAGUUCAUAUUCAUGGAGGCGUAUUAUAUACAGUCCAAUGAAGAGAUCUGGCCACGUUACAAUGGAUACAUGUACCCCUAAUGGACAAAUUGCUCGUAUAGUCAUUCCCAAGUCACAAGGCAAAAGGGACUAUUACGAUGCCCGCAAGGCGGGAUGGGGAGAUCUCUUUCCUCAUGAGCCAAAGAAUGGAGAGGUUAUCCGAGCGCGCGGAAUACGACGACUCGAGAAGAACGAAGCGACAUCUGAUGUUGAACCGGAUGAGGAUGAUUCCAUCGACCAGAUGCUGGAUGCCUUUGGUAUUGACCUCGACAAGCUCGGACGAUCAAAGAGAGACAAGCACGAUCGAAGAGAUCAACACAGGAGGCGGAAAGUGUGGCGGAAACAAGAAGAGCGAGGUUACAAUUAG